AUGAUAGAACGCUUCUGCUAUCAGGUCGAAGAUGAACAAGUCCCGUUCGCCCGACAGCUUGGCGAAGUCUCCCGCAGUUUUAGCGAGGGCUGCGCAGUCAACGACAGCGAAGUCGUCGACAUCAAGGCCAUCAGAGAGUGGGCCGACUUAGGUAACGAGCCUGCAAAGGCAUGCUCUGGGAAGGUGCUCCUCAUCGCUGAGGAGGAGAACCUUGUGGUGCUUGAGCAAGAAAUCGGAAAAAGGUUCCGCAACAUGCAAUACCUGGUCAGACUGGUCGACAUUGCUGAUCUCUACCAUGCAGCACAGCCAUCGCCUACUCCAGCGGCUACGACUGACGACGUAUGUAAGCUUACACUAGGUCAUGAUGCUGGCCUACAGGUAACAGAUCGAGCGAGCCACAUCCUUCAGGCCGCCAGGGCAAUCGUGGUGGGACAUGCUGCAAGAUCGCAGCCCACUUCUCCAACCUUAUCGCCUUCCGAUCGAUCAAGUUCGAGCAAUCACAGCCAGCGCGCAGCGUCUGUCUCGCGCGGUGGCAGCAACGACACUGACUGGGGAGAAGACAGUGACACGGAUGAUGGCUUCGAUCGGGUGAGGUCCAUGACCUUCGGGUCGACUUUGAGCACACCGGUCCCGCCUCCCAUCAGAUCGACAUAUGUGCCCUCAAGCGGCUCCGCAGCUGUGAGACAUCUCUCGUCCGCAAUAAGAACAGCCCUCACGACACAGCCCACAACUACCGCCACAUUUGCUCCGGCACGCUUAGGCCCAGCCGCCGCCGCCGCUGCAUCUGUGCAACCUAGAAGCACGGCAGACACUUGGCCGCAGAUUGUAGCUUCCGAGAGCAAGUGUACCAGAGAAGAUCAGCACAAACGCCAGCAGCUCCGCGACCAAUUCAUUCCGAAGCGCAUAUACGACCGCAAUGUCGAAUACGACGCCUUGACUAUGACUCUCGAGGGAAAACUCAUCGACAUCGCGAGGAAACACGACUACCCCAAUUUCCACCGCUGCGUCUACCAAGCUUCCGCCUCAGCUCAUCCCAUCGUCAUGCCGCCCGUGACAGUGAACUUCCCAGAUCUCGCCAAGUUCGCUGUCAAGAAGGUCACUAUCACGGAAGCAGUGAUCCGGGGGGUGACCAGGAACAUCGAGCUUCGUACUUUCGUUUCGGACUGGUACACUCCCAUGCGCGUGAUGGAGGGUCUCGCUGAGGAUGGGCCGGUGGCCGAGCAGACAAAGAGGCAUAGGGAGUUCACGACGAUGUUGAGGAUCUUGAGGAGGAUUUUGAGCGGCGAUCGAAUGAAUACGGGGUCGUCAGGAGCCGUUCGUCUCUAA
Recurvomyces mirabilis is the source of this 1326-nucleotide messenger RNA. RefSeq lists its product as uncharacterized. The transcript has 3 exons. NCBI's taxonomy places the organism in Eukaryota, Fungi, Ascomycota, Dothideomycetes, Mycosphaerellales, Teratosphaeriaceae. The coding region runs from base 1 to 1326 and encodes 441 amino acids. The record is from RefSeq and is a predicted model, not a curated record.